AGUGUCAAUUUUCCUCUCAUAACUUUUCAAGCAGGACAAAGGCAGUGUCGUGUAAGAAUUAUAUAGUUUUUGGUAUCUUUUUCAUGGAUCGUGGACGGAAGCCUUUUGUGGCCGCAUUAUUCGCAGGUGCCUUGGCCUUGAUCCUUGCUGUUAUUGGAAUAGCUACUCCAGAAUGGACUGUCGCCCGUGGAAAUAAAAUAGGUCUAUGGACAUUAACUGACGAAAACGGAGUCUCGCAUUCGUGGGCUGACCAUUCUUACACUGAAGAGUUCUUCUACGCAACUUGGUUCAUGGCAGUCCGUGGCAUGAUGAUGGCUGGUGUAAUUAUCGGUUCCCUUGGUCUUUUAUUCAAUGUUUUUGUUGUCGCGAAAAGAUUCCAAACGACUUCCUAUGGCAACAUCCUGCUUUCGUACUAUUGCUUAGCAUUUGCUUGCUUGAUCGUCUCCGUGUGCGUGUACAGUGCACUGAUUUGCCAACCAGUCAACAGUUCAGGUGUAAUCAUUGAUAACAACGCAGCGGCUGUGGAAUUUGUGUACAGUGCCGGCUACGGCUAUUCCAUAUGGCUUACCUGGCUGGGAGCUGGCAUUUUCUUACCUGCUGCAGGUUUAGCCUACGAAGGCGGUCAUCAAGACGCACUAGGAAAAAAUCUUCUAAUUGCAGAAUAAGACAACCAUAGGCAAUUGUAGGAAAAAUAAUCAGUUGCAUGUCAGUUAUAAUUCCAUCAUUUUUAAGAUUUCCUAUCUUGUUAUUGCUGUAUAAAAAUGAACAUGAUUAAAUACGUGAAUUGUAGCCUGUCUAAUUGUUUCGCUUUUUCUCGAAUAAAAAACAAAUUGAACACGUA
Ciona intestinalis (vase tunicate) is the source of this 841-nucleotide messenger RNA. Lineage: Eukaryota; Metazoa; Chordata; Ascidiacea; Phlebobranchia; Cionidae. The record is from RefSeq and is a predicted model, not a curated record.